This is a messenger RNA of Osmia bicornis bicornis, 2743 nucleotides long. Its product is annotated as carbohydrate sulfotransferase 4-like. Gene Ontology annotation, biological process: N-acetylglucosamine metabolic process; sulfur compound metabolic process. The record is from RefSeq and is a predicted model, not a curated record. Bases 409 to 1665 code for a protein of 418 amino acids. NCBI's taxonomy places the organism in Eukaryota, Metazoa, Arthropoda, Insecta, Hymenoptera, Megachilidae. The transcript has 8 exons. Gene Ontology annotation, molecular function: N-acetylglucosamine 6-O-sulfotransferase activity.
AAUACUAUCGUCGACUUAGCAUGAAGUCACUAUUUUACACGAAGUCGCGGAAAUUUUGAUCUCAGCUGCUCCACAUGUUUCUUAAACUAAUAGAAUAACUUGAUACAAGUGUUAGAACUUUCGGCCUUGUACGUAUGUUGACUCGUGCUUUGGGAAUUGCAUAUGUAAUGGAUAUUAUAUACUUGUAUAAGUAUAUGAAUCCAUGUACAAAUGUACGGCUGGUGUGGAUAGCUUAACCGCAAUACGGGCCAUCCUGCGUCAGUAGAUCACGAUGAAUGCUUCACGUUGGCUGUACGCUUUCCGCUGUCACAUUAGAAUGCCAAGAAAAACGUGAGGUCUUCGAUAAGCCUGUUACUUACACCUGAAAUUCUUCAGAUGUAAUGAAUUAUUCGAUCCUGAGAACCAAGGAUGUCAAAACGGCUCAGCUUCUAUGGUCUGGUAGGCCUGGCGUCCCUUUGCAUCUUCUUCUUAGCAUUUAAUCAACGCUACAGCAGCUAUCUCGAGCAUCGACUGCAGCCGGUGAUAUCGGUCAGUAAAAAAUCGGAGGAUGUUGAGAUAAGGCCCCACAUCAUCAGAAUUCAAGAUCCAGUAACGGCAUAUUUUAGAGGAUCCUUAGAAAAUAUCACACUGUCUGAAAUACAAGAAGUUGUGGAUCAACAGAGAAAUGCGAUUGAAAAGGAGAUGGAAGAUUAUAAAUAUCCAAAUGGAAAAUACGGAGUGAAUGUUAGUAAAUUGGAGGAUUUAGUGUUAGAAAAAGGAGGGAGACCAAUGAGAAGCAUAAUUCUGACAAGCUGGCGAAGCGGAAGUACAUUUCUUGGCGAUGUCGUAAACGCACAUCCAGCAAAUUUUUAUCAUUACGAACCUCUGCUUGAUUUUGGAAUUGUACAAAUUAGAGGUCCACCGCUCGCUGACAAAGCUCUUAAAAACCUUGAGUCUCUGCUAAGAUGCGAUUACUUUAAUCUUGAUCGUUAUUUGGAUUAUGGUAAAACUCAUUCCUGGGUCUUCAAUCACAAUAAUCGUUUAUGGAAGCAGUGUCAAAUACAUAAAAAGAUCUGUUGGGAUCCACGUUUCGUUUCGAAAUUUUGCAAACUGUUUCCUUUUCAAUCAAUGAAGAUCGUUCGGUUGAGACUAAGAGCCGCGGAAAAGCUUCUCAAGCAAGAAGAUUUAGGAGUACGAUUAGUUUUAUUGAUCCGUGAUCCAAGAGGAAUUUUACAAUCAAGGAAACAUCGGGAAUGGUGUCCUACUAACCCGGAUUGUUCGGAUCCAGCGUUAGUAUGUGCUGACAUGGUCUCAGAUUUCAGUGCUGCCGUGCGGUUAAUAAAAAAAUAUCCACAUACUUUUAGGGUGGUACGUUACGAGGAUUUAUCCGUCGAUCCUUACAAACACGUGAAAGAACUGUACAAUUUUUAUGGUUUAGAUUUUCAUAUUAAUGUAAAAAAAUUUUUGGACACUCAUACAAAAAACGACGUCGGUGGCGUGUCUAGUACCUUUAGAAAUUCAAAGGUAGCCCCCUUUCAUUGGCGUGCGGAUCUUGAUUUUGAAGAAGUCGACGAGAUACAAAGGGUUUGCGCAGCUGCUAUGCGUCUAUGGGGAUACGUAAUGGCGUCGAAUUCUAGUCAUCAAAAGGAGUUCGAUCCGCUGACGGAAUAUCAAUUAAAAUUGUGACACGUGUCGUAGCACUAACUGUGUAGUGUCUCGACGUAAAUGUAGAUUAAUUCCUAGCUUACCUGCACAGAUACUGAACUUAUCACAAGUGCCCUAAAUUCAUAUUGAAAUGGUGGUGCUGAAAAGCUGACUAUGCCCUUAAAAACUUUCACUAUCAGUUUAUUUCGCUGGUACGAUGAAAGAUGAUCAUUAAUAUAGUAAAUUAAUUUGGACCUUAUAAGACCAAUGGUACACUUGUUCCUUAAAGAAUUUAAGAGACAUAUAAGUGCUCUUCGAGCUUGUUGCAUAACGAAGGAACACUUUUAGCUAGGAUUUUAGAUGAGAGUGUUAGGCGCAAAACAUUAAACCGAGUUCCUAAGAUCCUAGCGUGCAACAAGGAAACAUUCAUAUCAGUGUAAACAUUAAACGAAUCUAAUUGAUAGUCUUUUUUUAGGAUUCAGAGUUUAACAAUGAGGUCUUGGUAUAAUUGUAAUUGAGAGAAUUUUUCACUGAAUUAGGGGAACGAAAAUAUUUGCUAAAAUAUUAUUUUUCACUGGGUAUACGAAAGUUCUGUUUCUUUCAACGAACAAAUUGAGAUCUAUAUGAUAUCUAUAUGCAUAAUGCAUAUGAUCAUAAUUUUAAUUGUAAUAUAUUUGUACAAAUAUGAACAAAUGUUACAAACAAAUUAAUAUUAAUGUUUAAUUCGUACUUGUUAUCAGUGUUUUUAUUAGACAUAAAAAUGGUUACUGUUUUUUUUUUUUUUAGAGAAGCAUGUUUAAUCGAGUUUCGUACCAAACUGAAUUAAUUAGAAUAAAUUUGUAAAUGGUAGGGAUUGUUCGAUUGAUUAAUGAUAAUUAUGUCUGGGUAGUUUCCUUGCAACCGGCCUUGAAAGCCAAAAGUUAGAAUGUUAAAUUAUAUCGGCAAUAUUUCUUUUUUGGAGGAACAUUAAUGAAAGUAAAAUGCUUAACUCAAUAAAAAAGUAACGUUUUUAUUCUAAUUAUUUGAAGUACUUCAUUAACUGUAAAUUUAUUCAGUGAAUGUACUGUAUGCUUACUCGUAUAAAACUUUUAAUAAAUUUGUACAUUAUAUUUAUAGCACA